CCAUGCUAUGUAGUAUACUGCUGAUCCUUCAGUACGCAGGCACACAUCUACACCCUCAGUAAGCAGGAACACAUCUAUACCCUCAGUAAGCAGGAACACAUCUAUACCCUCAGUAAGCAGGAACACAUCUACACCCUCAGUAAGCAGGAACACAUCUACACCCUCAGUAAGCAGGCACACAUCUACACUUCUGGAAAGGAUGAAGAGCUUUACAUUGAUAGCUGUGGUGGUGAGCCUGACUACUGCUUCAGUUGAACACAGGGAGAAACUCAUCACCGGAGUCGUCAGGCAGGGAGGAGACUCCUUGCAGAAGACGUGGACAAACACUCCUGGUGUGUAUGGCCACACACUGGGAGGGACGGGGACCGUCUAUCCCACCGGCUACUAUCCCUACAUUACCCCAUACAUUCCUGUGAGCAAUGAGGUCACCGAGGCCUUCACUGCUCGCCGUGCCUCACCCUUCACUACAGCAGGGAGCAAGAUCGUCUUCGCUGAAGGAGUCACACAGCAGGUUGGUACUGGCUGGAACACCGCCACCAGUGAGUUCCUCGCCCCCACAACAGGUGUCUACUUCUUCACCUUCGCCGCUAUGUCUGACCACAACACACACUUCAGGGUGAGCCUGAGGCACAACGGGGCAGAGGUGGUGAACGCCUACGGUGAUGCCACAGGGUAUCAGAUGGGCAGCCAGAGUGCUGUCCUCUACCUCAACGCUGGCGACAGUGUUUAUCUGCAGCUAGAGGAAGGGCGACUGUACGACGCCACCUCCACCAGGGCCUACACCACCUUCACCGGCUUUAAGGUCCUCUGAGGCGCCACGCUUCAACCUUCAGCCCUGAAGAUCUUAUGGAUUACAUCAUCUUCCCUAAGCUUAUCAGGAACCUCCAACACUGUCUUCUCUGUUAAUCAUAUUCGUCACAGUGGUGUGAGACGCGCACAUCCAGUAAAAAUAUUGAAAUGCCUGUUAUGUUUUCACUUAUAACAAAAAUUCAUUGCAUGAAAAAGUAGUCGACGAAGAAAAGAAGUAGCACCUGUGGUGGUAACUGGAGAACCUCAGCCUGGGAGACAAUAAUCGUACUUCAGGGAAAAUUUAGAGAUGCCUCCCUGGAGUUCUUGAGUAUUUUCCUUCCCUGACAACCCUAUAGUGUAUAUGUAUGUAAAUAUUUUUAAAGCAUUUUAUUUGAAUGGUCCAUGGGAACAUACGAGUAUGUUUGCGAAAUAUCAACUGAAAAAACAGCAUCGUUUUUAUAUUCAUAAUGUUGUAGUGAAUGCUUUUGCUUAGUAUUGAGCCCCAAGUUACAGCUGCUUAUGUAGUGCUUUGCUUUACAAAGACAUAAGAUCACUAACAAGAAAUGGGAAGGGAAGGAGUGGAGUAGAAUAGAGCAGCGGAAAAGGUUGUUUAUGGUUUCACAUUUUACUACUAGGAUUACCUCACAAAAUAUCGAAACAGAUUUUUAAAUUGUUAAUUGGUAAAACAAUUUCCACCUUUUUUUUUUGCUGUUUUGGCAGUCAUAUAAAAUAUGUCAGUUACUGUUCUUGAAGAGCUACAUUGUUUAACAUGUCACAUAACUUGUCUUGCUAUACAAGCAUUUCUGUGUCACAAUUUUCUGCCUAAGCUAAAUAAAGAUUUACCUAAUAUAAAUUUGAAUUAAAUACAUAGUUUAAAAUUUUCUCAUGUAAGCAAUGUAAUAUAUUUUUUUAUAUUUUCUGAAAAAAAAAGGUGAAAUACAACAUUUGUUGAGUAUUACUGGUGUAAAUCACGAGUGAGAUCACUUGAGACAAAAUAAGUCACGAUCUUCCACGUAAAUAUGUAAGCAACUGCAAACACAAAAUAGUAACAAGGUGUAUUUCGGUCGCUUCGCCAUUCAUGAAAGGUAUUCCCGUAUUCUGUAAACCCAGCCUCCUCUACCUAAGUGCAGGCAAAAGUAACAGUGAAAGGUUAUCAGAAAAUUCUAAUGCAGCAAAGUAUAAAAAUAUGUUUACGUGUGUUUAUAUUUAUACGUAUGAAUUCCUGAACGUUUGUGCACUUUCAUAUGUAUACAUCUGUGUAUGUAUUUGUGUGUGUAAGUAUGCAUAUCUGUAUAUGUAUUUCUUGUAUGUAUGCUUAUGCAGAUGUAUAUUAUUUAUCUUCCGUAAGCCAGGCGUGUCGUAAAAGACGACUAAAAUGCCAGGAGCAAGAGGUUAGUAACCCCUUCUGUAUUAUAAAUUACUAAAUAUAAGAAGAAACUUUAUAAAGCUGGGAUGUUUGAAUGUGCGUGGAAUUACUUUAAAUGAUAUAUAAGAGAUUAUUGUCAGUAUUUUGAAUGAAAAGAAGAUGGAUGUCCUGGCUCUAAGCGAAACAAAGCCGAAGGGGGUAGGAGAGUAUCAGUGGGGAGAAAUAGAUGGGAUAAGGUCAUGGGUAUCUGAGAGUUAAAAUUAAGGAAGGAGUAGCAAUAAUGUUGAAGGAUCAGUUUUGGCAGGAAAAGAGGAAAUAUAAAUGUAAAAAUUCAAGGAUUGUGUGAAUUAAAAUAAAGGUCGGUUGCAAAAAAGUGGAUUAUAUUAAGUAUUUAUGCACCUGAAAAAGAAAGGUGUAGAGAGAGAGAGAGAGAUUUUGGGAGAUAUUAAGUGAGUGUUUAGGGAGUUUUAAACCAAGUGAGAGAGUAAUUGUGGUAGGGGACCUAAAUACUAAAGUGACAAUUGAUUCCAUUCACGAAUGUGAUAUUUUAAUUAUAGGAAAGCACUAAACCGUUGGGGUCAUAUAGCACCUGUGAAAUGGGAGGUAUUCAAAUUCAAUCUAAGCAAGGGUACGUUAAGUCCAGUUCUUUGGAUCAAGAGCCCCUCACCAGCAUUAAGGCAAAACGCUACAGUGACCUCUGUAUUCAGAUGCACCUUUUUUCGUAAAAUUCAACAUUCAGAAAAAAAAUCGAGAAGAGCAAAGUACCAAUAUUCACAAAUGUCAUUAUUUUCGAACCGACACAUGCUUUUUGAGCUCUUGUGAUUCAAUUGUUAUUUUUUGUAUAAGUGUGUUAUUUUUGUUUUAUUCUUGAAAAUAAGUGAUCGUGACUC
Cherax quadricarinatus is the source of this 3045-nucleotide messenger RNA. RefSeq names its product complement C1q tumor necrosis factor-related protein 3. Lineage: Eukaryota; Metazoa; Arthropoda; Malacostraca; Decapoda; Parastacidae. Gene Ontology annotation, molecular function: protein binding. The record is from RefSeq and is a predicted model, not a curated record.